Messenger RNA from Emys orbicularis (European pond turtle), 3587 nucleotides. It is a transcript of the gene LSM14A, whose product is annotated as LSM14A mRNA processing body assembly factor. The transcript has 11 exons. Bases 238 to 1716 code for a protein of 492 amino acids. Lineage: Eukaryota; Metazoa; Chordata; Testudines; Emydidae. Gene Ontology annotation, cellular component: P-body. Gene Ontology annotation, molecular function: mRNA binding. Gene Ontology annotation, biological process: cytoplasmic stress granule assembly; P-body assembly. The record is from RefSeq and is a predicted model, not a curated record.
GAGGCUCUGAGGGAAGAUGAAGGCGGCGGCCAUGUUGGCAGCUUUGGACUGCCUUCGACGGGGGUUCUGCUGAGGGGUCUGCGUGGGGGGAGCGGUCGCUGAAUAAUCAACACGCGCUCGCGCCUAAACUUAGAGUAGUGGAGUGCCCGCUCGGGCUGUGAGAGGGUUCGCUUAGCCGCCCGUGUCCGGCCUCAGGAGCGCUCGGCAAAGGGGGUCCCUGUCCGGGGAGCCGGCGCCAUGAGCGGGGGGACGCCCUACAUCGGCAGCAAGAUCAGCCUCAUCUCCAAGGCCGAGAUCCGCUAUGAAGGGAUCCUGUACACCAUCGACACCGAAAACUCCACCGUGGCGCUGGCCAAGGUACGUUCCUUUGGUACAGAAGAUAGACCAACAGAUCGUCCUAUACCACCUCGUGAUGAAGUCUUUGAGUAUAUUAUAUUCCGUGGCAGUGAUAUUAAAGACCUUACUGUUUGUGAGCCACCAAAGCCACAGUGUUCUCUGCCUCAGGACCCUGCUAUUGUUCAGUCUUCACUAGGAUCGUCUUCUACUUCUUCAUUCCAAUCUGUGGGAUCCUAUGGUCCUUUUGGCAGGAUGCCAGCAUACAGUCAGUUUAGUCCAAGUCCAUUAGUGGGGCAGCAGUUUGGUGCUGUUGGAGUUGCAGGGGGUUCCUUGACAUCUUUUGGAACAGAAACUUCAGCUAGUGCUAGCUUAUCCCAAAGCAGUGCAGUUGGUUCCGUCUUUACAGCAGAUGCAAGAUCACUAAAAACACAGCUAUCUCAAGCAGAAAUUUGUCAACAUCACUCAUGCUAUCGUGCAGUUUAUGCAUGUCUGGGUGUCUCUAUUCAAGAGAUGCCUAUGGCUGCGGUAGCAGGUCGUUCAAGUCCUCAGAUAGACCAUUUGAGAAAGAGCCCAACCAUGGAACAAGCAGUACAAACAGCUUCAGCCCAUUUACCUGCUCCAGCACCUGUUGGGAGAAGGAGUCCUAUACCAGCCAGACCUUUCGCAUCUGGUAGCCAAAAAUCUUUAGAGAAUCAGGAGCACAGACGAGCUGAAGCACACAAGGUUUCAAGAUCAGAAAAUGAGCAACUCAGAAAUGAAAACAAGCGACAAAUUGCUCCAGGUGGACCUUCAACACGAAGAGGCCGUGGUGGUCACCGUGGUGGCAGAGGACGAUUUGGUAUUAGGCGGGAUGGCCCAAUGAAGUUUGAGAAGGACUUUGACUUUGAAAGUGCAAAUGCACAAUUCAACAAGGAGGAAAUUGAUAGAGAAUUUCAUAAUAAACUUAAAUUAAAAGAAGAUAAACUUGAGAAACCAGAGAAGCCUGUAAAUGGGGAAGAUAAAGGAGACUCAGGUGUUGACACCCAAAACAGUGAAGGGAAUGCUGAUGAAGAAGAUCCACUUGGACCCAACUGCUACUAUGACAAAACCAAAUCCUUUUUUGAUAACAUCUCUUGUGAUGACAAUAGAGAACGGAGACCAACCUGGGCUGAAGAAAGAAGGUUAAAUGCGGAGACUUUCGGCAUACCACUGCGUUCAAAUCGUGGUCGUGGCGGCUACCGCGGUAGAGGAGGAAUUGGUUUCCGUGGUGGCAGAGGACGUGGAGGUGGAAGAGGUGGCUUCGGCGCUCCUCGAGGAUUUCGUGGCGGAUUCAGAGGUGGUCGUGGAGGCAGGGAGUUUGCUGACUUUGAAUAUAGGAAAGACAACAAAGUUUCUGCAUAGUCUACAAGAAAGCUGGAACCAGGUGAACUUCUAGAUCUUCAUGGUCGAGAGAAUUAGUUUCAGUCUUUGCAAAGAAUGAAGUUAAUUUGCUGUAUACUUGUCACCAGCACUGGGAUUUAACUAUUUAAUUUCAAAGGGGGGUAAUGCAGUUACUUUUUGAAAAAUGGCCAUCUUUGAAAACAAGGAGCAUUAAAUAUAUUUGAGAUAGAAGGGUAAGUAAUUUCUUAUGUAUAGUUAGCUAUAAAGCAGUACUUCGAUGGAAUUUAAGUAUUUUUUCAUCACUGAAAGGAUUUUUCUUAUUACUAAACUGUAUUUAAUAAUUGCCGCAAGUUACAAGGACAAUUGUAUGCAGAAGGCCGUCGAUACUGUGAGUGUUUUGAUCCACUGAAGGUUGUUUUUUGGAAAUCCUGUAAUAUCCCUUUUGAGAUAGUUGUACUUUGUCAACUAGGGUGCUGGACAGUAGAAAACUUGCUUUGUCAGACAAAUAUGUACACACAGUAAAUAUUGUUUCUUAGGCAAAGGAAACUUUUUAUAUAGUUGUAAAAUUCCAUUAUAUCCCAUUGCCAAAGAAACAUUACAAACUUUGUAUAGCUGUAUAAAAAGCAACUAAUUUUUUAAAGAAUAAACAUUUUUAAGUCAGCAAACAUACUAUGUUAUUGCAAAAGUUGAUAUGCUAAAGAACACUGAGUUAGUUUGUUUUCUUAGUAGCUUUUCAGGCUUUAAAUUUGUUUGAUUUUUACAUUUGGAUUAUAAUGAAGAUUUGAAAAUGUUCUUCCAUUAUACAAAACUGGAUACUCUUCUUUCUUGCAAGAACUUCAUUUUGUAAUGUCUGGCAUAUCACAGGAUUUGACCAAAUUAAGAUUUUUCAAAUAAGAACAAAAAUAAAACAUUUUGUUAUAUGUCAGAACUUGCAAUUAAUUUUACUUAUUCACUUUUUAAAAAAUGGACCAGGCAUAUGAGUUAAUAUGCUCCUUCUAAAAUGCUUGGGAUGAAAAUAUGCCUUCAUGUGUCAAUUCUUGAAAUGUUAACUUUGUUGUAAUACCAGUAGACAUAAUCAAUUUAAAGAGAAUUCUUAGUGUUUUGAAGUUGUUUGCAUUUUGAUAGACUCUAGCUUGGAGACAUUAACAAUUCUGGUUGUUAGACCAGUGAACCCACAAAUGACUUGGUAUGGAUUUUUUUGUCAAUUCUAAAUGACUAGUUACAACUUUUUGAUAUGUUUAAGUUAUAAUUGAAAAAGGAAUCUGGUAAUUUGCAUUUGUAUAUGUAUAUGAAGGCCACAGGAAUAAAGGGAUCCAAAGAUUAAAAUUUUUUGAUCUGAUUUGCUCAUUUUUGUUAACUUUAUCCUCAAAAUGUUCAGUGGUGAUAAAGAUGUGGAAAACUGCACUGUUGGAAAAUUGGAAUAUUUAAAAGUGGUUGAUAGAAUCUUAUCUUAAUUUUAUAUCUUUUUGUAUAGCACUCACUACAAGGAAGUAUUUUGUAAUUGGUUUCCUUAUUAAGGUCCAGUAUUGGCAGCCGUAGAAGUUAGAUAAUAUUGUUUAGUAAUGUUUUUUGCAUGUUAUCAACAAUGCCUUUUUGGGAACCACAAAUCAUGAUCCUGAACAACUUCUGAGGUUUUUGAACAUAAAGGCAAGUGCUGUACUGUUGCAAUAACCAUGUAUACUGUAUGAGGUGUCCCAGGCUUAUUUAAACAAGAGAAAUUGUAAAUAUUUACCAAUGAUUCAUGCUGUGAAGGUCUUUGUUGAUGCAUCUUCCCCCACUUGUUUGGGUUACUAAUUGGGGUGUUUUGUACCCCAGUAACUAGCAGCAUGGCAUACCUUCAGUGUACUUUGCUACAUGAAAGUAAGGUUUUUAUUUUAAGCCAGAAUAAACAG